Molecule: messenger RNA, 1695 nt
Organism: Frieseomelitta varia
Lineage: Eukaryota; Metazoa; Arthropoda; Insecta; Hymenoptera; Apidae
Gene: qsm
Exons: 8
Coding region: 414-1637 (407 amino acids)
Source: RefSeq, a predicted model, not a curated record
CGUCAGUGCCUCUCGCGUUCUCGCACUGGGAACAACUCCGACUCGGUUCCGCCGCCGCGUCUCAUCUUCGCAAUUUUUUCCCCCUUUCUUCCCCCAGUGUCUCUGCGUGAUCCAUCGGAAUAUACGCUGUCUGCUACGUAUCACCUAUAUCGACAUUUAACCAAAAGAAAAAGAAAAAAAAAAAGGAAAAGUGAAAAUACCUUUUUCUAAGGGCGUCGAGAAAGCUGAGUCCGAAAGGAGACCGAACAAUCCGACUCCAAAUGAGAGUUUCGAGUGGUUAGAGCGAGAACACCGCGUCGUCCCUUUCUUCCCACCUUCCUUCUCCCUUUUCCCUAUUUUUCCUCCCCCUUUCGCUCCAUUCCCUUCGUUCAGACCUUUCAAGAGCCUCAGCAAGAUUCAUCGGGCGAUUUGACAUGGAGACCGGAAUCCGGAGACUGCUUCUCUGCUGGAUAUAUGUUUUUAGUGUGGCAGGAGCGAACGUUCAAAGCAAAGUGAGAUGCUCGGAGCAGUGGAUGGAGGUUGACAUCGUGAGGAGCAGCCCGCAAGCGAGGAUAUAUCUGCAACAGAUGAAGGACUUUCCAGACGAAGCUUGCAAACCACGGCUUAGCAACGGCGUCGCCACGUUCCGAUUACCGCUGUUAGAGCAAGACAUGUUGCGAUGCGGUAUCACGAGGGUCGUUAACAAAGUCACGGGUCAGAAGGUGUACUUUCAUCGGAUAAUAGUGGAGGAGCCCGCGGAUUCCAGCAAGCAUACGUUCACUGUAAAGUGUGUUAUCACCGAAGUCGUUGUGAAACCUGGAAUCUCGAUCCAAGCCAAUCACACCGCGGUACGACGGAGCGUUCUUCCAGCAGGUUUCCAGGAACCAGACGUGAUCGACAUCAGGGGAGAGAUCUCCGAGUCGGCACCGGUACCGAUACUGGGAGUCGGCGUCAGGCAAGGUGGCAAUCUCGUCACCGGAGAGUUAAACGUCAGUCCAGGAACGCCUUUACAGAUGGAGAUUUUCUUGGACAAUGGCUCAGCGUCUGUUUAUGGACUUCUGGUCACAUAUAUGUUGGUCACGGACACCAAGUCGCAGGAGGAAACUAUUAUCAUCAAUGGAUGUUCCGUGGAUCCGUACUUAUUCGAAAACUUCAACACGGUAGACGGUGACUUUCUGACAGCGAAAUUCCGGGCUUUCAAGUUCCCAGAAAGCACUUACGUUCAGUUUCGUGGCACUGUUAACGUCUGUCUGGACAAGUGCCAAGGGAUCGAGUGCAGCAACGGCCAAAUUGGAUUCGGGAGGAAGAGAAGAGCCAUCGAUGUCUCAAAUACUGACAACAACAAGCUUUUCGAAGUGACUAUGUCCGCUCUUAUUAAAGUGGACUUUGAAGAAGACGCGGUGGUCGAUAAAGCUCUGUCCGAGUUGUACAUCAGAAGAGGGAAGAACAGGACAAAAGCCAGGGCUGUGAUCGCGGAGGAAAUUAGAGAGCAAGCAACUCCGACGACGAUCAGGACGGAGGAAAGAGCUUUCAUAGCGCAAGAAGUUAAAGAACAGUUCAAGUACAAGGUUACCGAAACAGAGAUCAACGGUUCCACGUGUAGAACGGCCGUUCUACCUUCCGUCCUUGUUCUCCUCUGUCUCUGCAAAUUUUUGUAAGACUCGAAGAGAACGAUCCUGCAGACCGAUGAACGACAUCGCUGACUGUAAAUAGAAA